This is a messenger RNA of Hydra vulgaris (swiftwater hydra), 3986 nucleotides long. Its product is annotated as ubiquitin carboxyl-terminal hydrolase 16. Lineage: Eukaryota; Metazoa; Cnidaria; Hydrozoa; Anthoathecata; Hydridae. The record is from RefSeq and is a predicted model, not a curated record. Gene Ontology annotation, biological process: protein deubiquitination. Gene Ontology annotation, molecular function: zinc ion binding; cysteine-type deubiquitinase activity.
GAGUAUCUAUUAAAUGUAAUAGAUCUUAUUUGUAAAAAAAAAAAGAAUCUCUUGUGUGCCGUAAUGUUAAUGUCGCUUUAAAUAUUUAAACAUACAUGCGAUUUACAUAUUUUUCAGAUAAAUUUAAAAUGACUGAAUCCAAAAAAAAGAAGAAAUCAUCCAAGGUUUCAACUGAAAGUCCAGUGAUUGAAUGCUCUCAUGCAAACAAAUCUGUAAAAUAUGAAGCUGUGUGCAAUAGUUUUCGACACUUGAAAUUAGGAUACUGCAAAGAUUGUCACACUAGCAAUAAUGAGGAUUCUGAAGUAGCAAUGAGUACAAACAUAUGUUUAUUUUGUGGCUCUCAGUUUUGCAGUAAUACUUCAUCUCAUCAUCAUGCUUUGAAACAUUAUAAAGACAAUCCAAAUCACUUCAUUUGCAUAAAUACUUCUACUUGGGUAGUCUGGUGUUUUGAUUGCAAUACAUCAGUGCCAUUUACUGAAAAUUAUGCUACUCUUGAAAAAACAAUCAACUUCUUGAAAAGAAAAAUUGUAACAGAAAAAAACCCAAAAAGUGACAUAGAUGUAAAUCUUCAUAUAAAAAAUGUUCAAUCUGUUCUAAAGGUUGAAGGAAGUGUUAAGGGAUUAAAGAAUCUUGGCAACACAUGUUUUUUUAACUCUGUUUUACAAAACAUAGCACGUCUGGAUAAGCUCUACCAAAAAAUGGAAUCUUCAAUUAGCAAAAAGUUUAUUACUCUAAAAGUGGAAACUAAGCCUAUAGAUGUUGAAAUAAAGGAAUGUCCUGGUUCACUUACAUCAUCAUUACAUAAUUUGCUUAAUGAAAUGAAUACAAGUUCAUCGAAAAUUAUUAACCCAUCUAAGUUACUUUCUGAGGUUUCCAAGAAAGCUCCUCAGUUUCGUGGUUACCAGCAACAUGAUAGUCAUGAACUACUUAGAUAUCUUUUAGAUUCCAUUCGUACUGAAGAAAUAAAAAGACUAGAAACAAGUUUAAAAGAAGCCUUGUCACCUUCAUCAAAUACUUGUAAUAUCAACGAAACAAUAAAGCUUUACUUAAAAUCUGCCAAAACCCAUAUAGAUGAGUUAUUUGGUGGUGUUUUUGUAUCGAUGAUAUGCUGCCAACAGUGUAAAGAGAAGUCCAAGGUUUUUGAAGAUUUCCUUGACCUGUCACUGCCUGUUUCAACAGAGUUUGAUGUUCCCAAAAAAGACAAAAAAAAGCCUAAUGAAACUGCAAAAGAUGAUAAACCCUUAAGUAAACACCAACAAAAAAUGAAAGCUAAAGCCACAAGAAAGAAUACACGAAAUAAAAAACGCUCUCAAAGCAAGUCAGAGAGCAAUGCUAGUGAUGAAAACAAAGAGUUAAAGCCAAAAAAAACUGAAGAUUCAGAAAAUACUUCAGAUUAUACAAACAUAGAAUUACAAGAGUUGAGUAACGAAACAGGAUCACUUUUGAUAAAUGAUGUUGAGAGUGCAAAAACUACAGAAAUUACAGAUAAUCAUAUUGCAACAGAAACUACAGUACUUACAGAUAACCAUAAUGCAACAGAAAUCACAGAACAUUUUGAUAACCAUAAUGCAAAAGAAACUACAAAAAUUAUAGAUAAUCAUAAUGCAACAGAAACUACAAAAAUUAUAGAUAACCCUAUUGCAACAGAAACUACAGAAAUUACUUGUAAUAGUUGCAUAAAUACUAUGAAAAGUUCAGAACUUUCAUACACAAGUUGUACCUAUCCUACCAACCCUACCAAUCAAGAUCCUACCAAUAGAGAAAAUUUUAAUGUAAAAAUUUGUACCCAUGCAUCACAUACAUUACAAACUCUGGAACAUACUGGUGACAGUUGUAACAAUAGUAUUUUAGAAAAUGCCAAGUAUGAAAAUAAUAAUUGCCAUGAUAAUAAUGUAAAAUCUGCAGACCAUAGAUGUGAUAAUAUUAUGCAAACUGUUGAGCAUGACUCUUUUACUAAUAAGUUAUUGAAAACUCAUCAUACAGAAGACAUUUUUAGUAACAAUUUUAUGGAAACCACACUUGAUAGUUGUAGUAAUAAUGUUGCAGGAACCAAUGACCACAUAGGAAACAGUUUUAAUGAUAAAAAAACCUUUAUCAAUAGUUUUGCAAGUAGCAGUUGUUCUAAUACAGUAAAUUGUAUUGAACUUUUAGCAGAUAGCUGUGCUGAAAAUAAAGAAAAAACUGCUGAGCUUGUUGUUCAAAGUUGCAACGAUGAUAUGGGAAAAUCUGUGUGUCUUGGUCGUCAUAGUGAUAGCAAGAACACAGAGAACAAUGUCAACAGUUUCAAAUCUGAUUUACUAGCUAACAAUUUUGUUAAAGCAGAUCUAAAAAGUGAAAUGCUUGAAGAUUCUUUUCAUCACAUUAAUACAUGUCACAGUUUGUCAGAGGAAGUAGAAAAAAAUGAUUUUUCUUUUAAAAAUUUAACUAUUAAUGACCAACGCUGCUGUAACUGUCAUAAUGCAGUUAAAAAUGAUGAAGUCAUUCAUGAUGAUGAAGUCAUUCAUGAUGACGAAGUCAUUCAUGAUGACAAAGUCGUUCAUGAUGACAAAGUCAUUCAUGAUGAGGAAGUCAUUCAUGAUGACGAAGUCAUUCAUGAUGACGAAGUCAUUCAUGAUGAAGUCAUUCAUAAUGAUGAAGUCAUUCAUAAUGAUGAAGUCAUUCAUAAUGAUGAAGUCAUUCAUAACGAUGAAGUCAUUCAUAAUGAUGAAGUCAUUCAUAAUGAUAAAGUCAUUCAAAAUGAUUAUUUUAAAGUUUCUUCUGUUGAUUGUAAUCAAGCUCAUAAAUUAUUUAAAGAAAGCUUUGAAAUCGUAGACGCUCAAAAGGAAUGUCCACAAAAUACCAAAACUGAUCUAUGUAGUUCUUUGCUUCAAAGUAAUAUGUCUCCUAAUUUCAAUGAAGUUGGUUUUGACUCAAUAGGAUCUGGUAAUGAGGUAGUCGCAACUUUUACUGAACUUAAAAUUGGAGACAGUGAAUCAUUUUGCAAAAUUGAUAUAAUUAGCUCUGGAAGUGAUUCUGGGCUCGGAUCUACAAACUCAGUUGAUGUUAAAUGCAGUGAAGAUGAGAUAGUUAAUGAUGAAGAUUUUUAUUAUGAAGAUAAUCAUUUUUCUCCACCAACAGAGGAGGAGAUUUUGUUGAAAGAAAGUUUUGGCGAAGAUGAUCAGCAAACACUUGCACCAUUCUCUUUUGUGGAACCAAAUAAUAACUGUAUAGAAGGCAUCCUGCAGCAGUUUUUUAGUGUUGAUAUACUAGAUGGUGCAAACAAGUUUUUGUGUGAGCAUUGCACUGGAGCUAAAAGCAAAAGUGGACAAAAAGCUAAAGAAAAAGUGUUUACAGUUGCUACAAAACAACUUUUAAUACAAAAAUUACCGGUAAUACUUACCCUGCAUCUCAAGAGAUUUGAACAAAUAGGUGGAGGAAGAUUGAGAAAAAUAACAAAACCUAUCAAGUUCCCAAAAGAACUCAAUAUGGCACCAUUUUGCUCAAUAUUUUCUGAUUGCCAAAAAGAUGGCGUAAAGUACUUUCUAUCAGGUUUGAUAGAACACUCUGGCGGUCUAAAUGGCGGUCAUUAUGUUGCUUAUGUUAAAACAAAAGGCGAUCAGAAAAAUCAAUGGUAUUGUAUUAGUGACUCGGAUGUCUCAAAGAUUUCCGAAGACCAGGUUUUGUCGAAGCAAGCUUAUUUGCUUUUUUAUGAACGUGUAGCAGCUAGGUAAUGUCAGUUUUUCUCCCUUAAGACAUUUUUUUUUUAGUUAAUUUCGUUUUGCAAUUUGAACAGUUAUAAUAUAUAAUUAUAAUAUUUGAAUCAUUAGACAAUUUAUGCGCAUCUGAAUAAAUUUUGCCAAAAAUUUUAUAUCAUCUUGCUCAACUUUUUAGUUCUGACUUUUUAAUACAAAUUGUGAUUUUUAUUUUUUAUAUAUUAUAUAUUCACUAAGUUAUUUAUUGAACUUUGUCCAAUCGAAUUAAUACAUACAAGAAAUUUUUUAAAAUUA